Molecule: messenger RNA, 2211 nt
Organism: Stylonychia lemnae
Lineage: Eukaryota; Ciliophora; Spirotrichea; Sporadotrichida; Oxytrichidae
Source: the annotation of a GenBank genome assembly
AUGGGAGACACUUAAGAAAAUUCUUCCCCAUUUGAGAAUCCCAUAAAAUACGAAUCCUCUGUGCUAGUAAGAGGAGAUAAGUUCUAUGUUUAGUGUUUAUCAAGAGUACUUCUUGGUUUAUUCUUUCCUUUAGACCUAUUAGUGAGAAUACUAUCAUUAGAUUUUUCUUAAUAAAGAAUUAACAAUAUGCAUUUCCAUGUAAUCAAUAUGAUUCUUCUAAUCGGCUAAGCUUUUAUUUUACUUCUCAAUAAUGAUGAAUUUUAUGAGGUUAAAAUACAAUAAAUAGGCAUCUAUCUUACUUCUAGUUAAACAGUAGUAAUACUACUAGCAUUGAUCUAUAUAAUUUUCACUCUUAUUAUGGUUAAGGACGACUUGUUUUAAUCCAAUAGCUUUAGUUAUCAAGAAUUUUAGGGUAACUAAAAUCUAAAAGAAAGUUAACAAAUCAAUGUAUUAAGUGGAGGAAGUGCAAUAGGUCGGAAAAGAUCUUAAUCUUAGGAGUAGAAAUAAAACUAAAAGUAGGCAAGAGCAAAUAAUUAGUAGCAGGAUUCUGAAAUGAACUUUGAUAAUUAGAGCUUAUAGCUAUUCGACUCAGCAUCUUAGGCAGAAGAGACUGAUAGAAAUACAGAGGGAUUUGAUUCAAAGUAAGGUACCUAGAAGAAAAAUAGCUUGAUUGAAGGCAGAUAAAAGAAGAUGAACUUGAAUCUUGAGGAUAUUGAGAAUAUAUCAGAUCUUGAUCUAGAGUCAGUUAAGAAUUCUGACAGAGCUAUUACUUUCAACUAAUUUGAGUUGACAAAGAAUAUCAUGAUGAAUGGAAUAGGAAUAAAUGAAGAUAGCAAAGUUGACCUAAAUUAAACUAAUGGUGAGCUUGAUAAUUCAAAUAAAUAGGAUAAGAUCAACAGUAGUUAAAUAGAGCUUAUAACCUCAAUCACUGAUAAUCAAAUGAAUUCAGCAAGUUCUUCAGACAGAAGAAUCAGGAACCUUAACAUGACUCUUGACAACCCAAGAAAUAAUAGUCUCGGAUAAAUUACAGAUAAAACUAAUAGAAGAAGUUUAUUUGAGAGGACAAGAUAGAACAGUGUAUAAUUAAAUUCAAUGGAAGUUAAAAAAUUAACUGCUAAUCCGUAUGCAAAAUUAGAUGAAGAUCAGCCAAACUAAACUACAUAGGGACCUUAGGAGCAUAAUUUAAGUCCAAGUAAAUAAGAUCUUAAUAAGGGAUAAUCAUAAGAAAACAGCCAAAAUUAAAUAUCUCUAUAGAAUGAAGGAGUAAGGAGUGUUAAGAAUAUAUUGGGCCAAGAGUUUGUUAAGAGAUGGAUAUCAAUAACUAUAUUGGUUGCAAUGAUACAUUAAAGCAUAGAUGAUAAAUUAUAAAUUCAACUCUAGCGCCCUAAUAUUUAUGGUUUAAACUUAAAAGAGGCUAGCCAUAGUCUGUCUAAGUAUUGCUUGAUACCAAUAAUGCUUUAUCUACCUACAACAGUACUUAUUUUGAGGAAACUUGAGAAAAUCAAAUACAUUAGAUUGAUGAUCGCUUUAAUUAGCUUGACUGUUGUUUCAGAAAUUAUCAUGAUCUAGUACAAUACUAACAAGAAUAGUGAUGUAGCUCUGACAUUAGUCUUGAGUGGACUGGAAAAAACUUUUGCAUAUUCUGCAUUAGUAGUGCUUUUCGUCCUAGGUCUCAGGCUAGUAAAGAUUGAACAGAGAUAUUUUUAAGUGUCAAUUUUCUAUCUCUGCCAAAAUUUUGGUUUUCUUCUUGGGUCUUUGAUGGGAUAGACUCUCUAAAUUUCAAUUGCAAAGAGUAUGUUCCCUCAAAAUGUAUUAGGCAUAAUAUAAGUAAUACUCACUGUUAUUGCUCUGCUCUUUACAAUAUUUAUGGGAGGAUCUAAUGAAAAUGUUUAUAGAAGUUCUUCUUCCUCGGAUGUUUUAAGUGGGCCUUAAAGACUAGAACAAAUAUAGAAAUAGCUUGAAAAUCAAGAGAAGACUAUACUUGAUCCAGCAGUUAACUUGUAAUAUGUCGAUAGCAAAAAGAAGAAAAACAAAAAGUAAAAUUAAAAAUAGAAGAAAUCAAAGCUACAAGAGAUUCACGUUACAAAUCCCUAGCAGCCUUCUGAAGUAAUAGAUAAACUUGAGGAGGAAGAUGACAUUGAUAGAAGUUCUACAGUAAAUUAGAGCUAGCAGUAGUAGUUACAAUAGCAGUUUCAGCGUAGAGUCCUGUGA